Molecule: messenger RNA, 390 nt
Organism: Acanthoscelides obtectus
Lineage: Eukaryota; Metazoa; Arthropoda; Insecta; Coleoptera; Chrysomelidae
Source: the annotation of a GenBank genome assembly
AUGAAAGACACUAUUUUGAGACAGAGGAAGUUACUACAAAACAAACAACGUUUGAUCCGAUAUUUCAGAAAUAGAAUCCAAACACAGAAGGAAUUCCUUGAUAUGCUAAAUCAAAAGUUUAAUAUGAAUGCUUCAACUGAAAGUGAACUCAAGGCCAAUAACUUCACCGAAAGCAGUUCACCAAGCACUUCAGCUGUAGGCGUUAAAGAAGAAUCUGAAGGAACGAAACAGAGUGAACAUGAAUCGUCUGUUACCAACACGUUUGAUAUUAGCAACUACGUGGAUAAGGUGAACAACUACGUGGAGCAUUCUGUAGAUAUUGCGUCUUUUUUUGUCAUAAUUCCGAACAAAUUGGUCAAGGCUCCCACGAAAAAGCCAAGUCCACGCUAA